UUGCCAAAAAUUACAAAUACAUAUUUUUACAAUACAAUAUAAAUAACAUUGAUUGUAACUUAAGAGACGGUUUUCUAUUGGAAAAUGAAAUUUAUGAAUUGCAUGCUUGUUAUAUGUUUUGUGAAGUUGGUUUCAAUUGAAGGAGAACUUGAUAAACAACGAUAUGCAGUUACUGAAGAAGUAGUAGAUGAAGUGGAAGAAGAUGAUAAGAAAACAGAUGAUAAAAAUAACGGCUAUGAAGUUUAUGAAGUGAUUGACGAGGGAAGUGCUUCUAAUUCUACGUCGACUCCGCCCCCUCCUCCUGCUUCAGCCAAUGGUGGGCCUGCUGCCAAUACAUCGACCAAUGGCAGUGAUAGGAUUAAAUGGAUGCUGCUGCCUGACGGGAAAGGAGAUGUGGGUGUGGCCAUCUUAUCAGGACUGGGACCGAAAAACACAAACUAUGCUGAAAAUGUGGAUUUCUAUCUUUAUUCGAGACACAAUCCAACCAGAGCCGAGAAAAGAACGAUGAACGCCUCCUGUCUGCCAGUGUUCAAGUACUUCAAGGCAGGCAGACCUUCCAAGAUGUUGAUUCAUGGCUUCGGAGACAGUGUGCAAGACUCCAUCAUGUAUCCGAUACUCAGAGAUGCAUUCCUGACGAAAGGUGACUACAACAUAUUUCUGUUGGACUGGUCGGAUUUGGCGGCGACACCCUGGUACAACAGGGCGAUGCGAAACACUGAGACAGUGGCACGACAGGCGGCCGGCCUCAUAGACCACCUGUGCAGGUCUACCGGAGCUGAAGCCUCCAGCUUCCACCUGGUUGGCUUCAGUCUGGGGUCGCACAUUGCCGGCAUGAUCGGCCAGUUUGUCAAGACCGGCAAAAUCAAACGGAUCACCGCUCUUGAUCCGGCCCAAGUGCUAUUUACCGGCGUGGAGAAAAGCAGGAGAUUGGACGAGACUGACGCUCAUUUAGUCGAAGUGGUGCAUACCUCAGGAGGAUAUCUCGGCUUCCAGGAUCCAAUAGGACAUAGGGAUAUAUUUCCCAACGGAGGUUCCUGGCCACAGCCUGGCUGUUUCCUAGAUUAUGCUGCUGUUUGCAGUCACAGAAGAGCCUACUAUUAUUACGGCGAAGCCGUGAGGAACAAGAGAGGAUUCCGAGCGAUUCCUUGCAGCAACUGGCCUGACUACAUGGCCGGAUCGUGUAAAAAUAACAUUGAAAACUCGUUUGAAUUGGCAAAUGAUCACAAUACAAAAAAAUACAGAGGAAAGUAUUUCUUGAACACCAACAGUGAUGAGCCUUUUGGGAUAAUUGAUAAACCAGUCAGGGAGACCAACACCAACGAUUAUGACUAUUUUGGAAUUUUGUUUGAUGAAUUCCAGAACUACGUAGAUUGUCUCUGGUGUCAUCAAUCUUACUUCAAGAAAGCAAACUACAAUCUGCUCUCGAUUGACUGGGGACCGCUGGCCAAGGAAGGCUGCUACAUAGAGGCCACCCACAACGUGCAGCCGGUGGGCGAGUGUGUGGCCAGAAUGCUCGAGAAAAUUGUGGAGGUGCGAAAGGAUGUGGCACCGCAAGAUGUGCACGUGGUAGGAUUCAGUCUGGGAGCCCAUGUGGCCGGUUACAUCGGCAAGAGUUUGACUGCGUUCAGGAUUACAAGAAUAACAGGUUUGGACCCAGCACUGCCUCUGUUCGACAAUGUCUUUAACAGCGGAUCCAGUCUGAGGGAGGGGGAUGCUGAUUUUGUUGACGUCAUCCACACCAACGCAGGCAUGAAGGGCAAAUCAGCUGAUGUCGGCCAUGUUGAUUUCUAUGCCAACGGGGGAUCUAUUCAGCCUGGAUGUGCAGCAACUAAUACAAGCUGUCAUCAUGUGAGAUCUGUUGAGAUAUUUGCUGAGUCAAUCAAUUCAGACAUUGGGUUUUACGGUUUCAAAUGUGCAUCUUUCAUUGACUACAUGACGGAUUGCUGCGUAAAUGUGCAAAUUGAACCUGGAGAAGGAAAGUGGGUCCUCUUGGGAGAAUAUGUGCUAAGGACAUCGAGAGGACAAUACUAUUUUGAUACUUCUGACCAUCCUCUAUUGGCAAAGGGAAAAACUUGUCAAGCAACCUCAAUUUUGUAGAUCGACGGUAGCAGAAAAAACAAGAGAAAGUGGCUUUGUCAAAAUACUUAGGCUUACAACAAUAAUAAUUAUAAGUUAUCAACCUACAAUCAUAAUCCAUAUUAUAGUACCAUAGCGUAGAAUAAUUUAUAUUGAAAACUUUUUUAUGGCUUCCAUUAGUCUUUUAAUGAACAGUAUAAGAUGAAAAGAUGCUAUAAGAUGCUGAAGUAGGUGAAGUGAACAACUACAAACCUAUUUCGGAGUAAUAAAAUUAUCGGAAUAUUCAUCUACUUGAA
Nilaparvata lugens (brown planthopper) is the source of this 2372-nucleotide messenger RNA. RefSeq lists its product as uncharacterized. The transcript is spliced from 12 exons. The coding region runs from base 85 to 2097 and encodes 670 amino acids. NCBI's taxonomy places the organism in Eukaryota, Metazoa, Arthropoda, Insecta, Hemiptera, Delphacidae. Gene Ontology annotation, molecular function: lipase activity. Gene Ontology annotation, biological process: lipid metabolic process. The record is from RefSeq and is a predicted model, not a curated record.